Truncatella angustata is the source of this 1509-nucleotide messenger RNA. RefSeq lists its product as uncharacterized. The transcript has a single exon. Bases 204 to 1052 code for a protein of 282 amino acids. NCBI's taxonomy places the organism in Eukaryota, Fungi, Ascomycota, Sordariomycetes, Amphisphaeriales, Sporocadaceae. The record is from RefSeq and is a predicted model, not a curated record.
CUAUCUCAAUAAUUCGACUUGUAUAUUAUCUUCUCCAGCUGGGUGUCCAGGGAUAUGUACGCUGUUGUUUGAAUACAAGGAGACUGCCAAUGAUAGAUCUUGGCAUCUUUGCCGUGGGUUUUAAUGGCUCGGCACACGGAUGGCUGCCACUUGAUUCUUGAUGUCCCCUUUGAGAAGUGGUUAACAAUAACCUGUGGACAAAGAUGGACAAAAAGGUUUUGUUUUUGCGUGGUGGGACGCUCUUUCACACACGCAAUUCCAUUGUGUGCGAGAUUGGUGCUGUUUUGGUCUAUAUAGGUAGCAAACCCGACGCAGCAAAUAGACUCGAAAGCUGGAACCAUAAACCACAAUAUCCCAAAUAUCAUCAUCACAAUAUCAAUAUCUCAGCAUCCAACUCCACAAUGCAGCAGCCCCGCACCAUCGCCGACUUCGGGCUCACAAGGUGGCAAGUGAACUACCACUCUACGCUGCAGGAAUACGGACUGACGAGAGAUCUUUUCACGCCCCUUGAAGAUUUCGACUGCUUGAAUCCCUUCCUCGGGCAAGACCGUGACUGGAGGGAAAUCUACUUGGUCCCGUCACCAAAGCCGUGGGGUCCCUUAAUCUUCUACGCCGUCGAGGACGGGGCCAUCAUCACCAGGUUCGCUUGCCUGCUGGACCCGGAAAGCCCCACCGGCCGUCAGACCGAGAUGCGCCUGCACGAGUUGCUGCUCGACAGCUACACCGCGGCGCACCGCAACCCCAAGACACUCCAGUACGUGGGCUUCGUCGGGAUGACGGCAAACGACAAUUCGUCGCUCGCGAUGUUCUUGGAGUACGAGAAGCAGGGCAAGGCAUUCGAUAGCAACUCCCAUAUCGUCAUGACGCCUAGCUCUCCACGCUGGGAAGGUGAGUUCGUGGUCCUGAAUCCAUACCUCAAGAGCGUGAUGCACCUUGUGCGGGAGCUGGCCCGAUUGAUCGAACGUGACGUGACGAUUCGCCAGGUGCUUAUGGGCUUAGAUGUGGCAUCCCAUACUUACAUGCUCGUUGAGCUUGAUCAUAAGGAGGGUUAGAUAUGGGACAAGUGACAUCCGACGAAGUGCGGAAAGUGUAGGUAAAACUAAUACUCUUUGUCUAACAAUUAUUAGAGGAUCAGGCCAGCGUAGUAUAUUACGACAUACUCUUCCGAAAUUGGUCAUACACCACAACGCCGAUAACCGAUGAUGCACAUCUAUUAUGAAUAAUUAUGCCUCAAAGAAUUUCAUGAUUGACAAAAAAUUCCAGUGUAUUUCAUAAUCAUAAUACCUUUCGAAUGUAAAUGGGAAAACCACCGUGCCUGCUUGAUAUGAUACCUAGAACGAUACCAUUUACUAUUUGAACACAACUAUAAUUCGUGAACAUUGUAGUGUUAGCAGAUGUAUUCGGAUUUAUAGUAAGCGCGAAGGUUCGCUCCUUUCGCAGUCAAGGAAGCGCAUGCAAGACAUAGUUGUGUUGUUUGUCAGAAGCGAUUGCCGGCGACUCCUGACGUGU